AUUUUAUAUGACAUCCUCGGAAUACAUUUGGCUGCAUUCCUGAGGAACCACUUCACUUGUGUCACGUGAACUCAGACUGACCAUCAGCUGUCCUCAGUAAGGACGUUUUAAUCAGAUACGGGUUACACUCGGGUUUCACUUUCUGUCCUGUUUGGUAGCGUUGUAAUCUGUGUAAUUACAGGAAACUGACGCCAUGUCUCUUUCAAAUUAAUUAUUUAAAUGUUUUAAGCCUCUGGGUUACUCUAAAGCUGGUUGAUGACAUUUGCCUCCAUCCUGUGGGCAGCAACGAACUUCUCAGUAAAUCAGUGUGAAUUUUUAAAUGAGUACCACUAAUGGAGCUGCGGUUAUGUGGAAAAAAUGUUCUUUUUUUCCUUUUUCUGGGUGGAGGUAUGGCUACAUUUCAGAGGGUAACCAUGCCUUUCAGCAGGAGUGAGGUCACUCAGAUUCCAGCAAGAUGCCUGGCUUUGGCUGCACUAUGCUGGCCGCGAUGUUCCUGCUCCCUCUCCUCCUGAAUGCCGUGCUGGGCUUUAAACUGUGCCCCAGCCCCUGCUUGUGCUAUGAAUCUUCAGACCUGGUGGACUGCAGGUCUCGUGGGUUGACCCGGGUCCCAUCCAGCAUCUCCCACGGCACCUGGCUGCUGGAUCUAAGUGCGAACAAGGUGACAGAGGUGCACACCAGGUCUUUCAUAGGACUGUGGUCACUCAAGAUCCUCCUCAUGUCCAACAACAGCAUCCAUAUUCUGCACCCACAGUCUCUGUCAUCCCUGCAGUUUCUGGAGAAGUUGGAUUUGAGUUUUAACCGGCUGCGGUGGCUCCCUCAGGACUUCUCUCAGGGCCUAUACUCCCUCCAGGAGCUCCGGCUGAGCAACAACCUGCUGCAGCACUUAGACUCCAAAUCACUGGAAGACUGUGGCAGCUUGAGGAAACUGGACCUCAGUUACAACCACAUCCGAGGACUGGACAUCAAGGCUUUGAGCAGCCUGUCUCGACUGAGCUUCCUCAACAUGGAGGGAAACAGGCUGAAUGUUCUUAAAGAUGGCCAGCUGAACAGGCAGCAAACCUUGGAGGUCUUGCUGCUCAACUACAACAACAUCUCAAAGAUUGAGGCCGAAUCUCUGGCUCCCUUGCGAAGGCUCUCUCUGCUAGGUCUCAAGGGAAACCAGCUAGAGCACAUAAGGUUCAAGACCUUCCUGAAGCUCCAGACAACCAGCACCUACCUUCAGAUGUCCCUCAACCCCUGGAUCUGUGACUGCGAGCUGCAGCGCAUCUUCGGCAAGAUCAACCAUGUGCGACAUCUGCACGUAGAGGACUACAAGGACAUCAUCUGUCACGCUCCCGCUCAGCUAGCCGGAAGUCUCCUGGCUUCGAUGGACAGCCAGCUGUGUAUAGCUGAGACUGCCUCAGUGCUCGUCAUCACCAUCACCGUGAUGCUCGCUGUGAUUGGUGCUCUGGUAAAAGCGGAGCGCAACCGUAAGAACAAACAAGCCUCAAGUGAAGCAGAGUCCCAGGGACAAGAAAAGUGAUACUUUUUACUCAUUUACAGGAACUCUAGGACUAAUAUGUGACCUGAUUCUGGAUGCUGAGCAGCAGACAAGUACAAAUUAUCACAUUCUAUUCUGUUUCAAUGCUCUUUAAAGCUUUUUAUACUUAUGAAGCAGGCACUGUAGGAAAAAGGAGAGAAAUCAAAGUGGAAAUGGCUCAUGUAGUAGCAUAGUAAACAAUCCAAAUUUACCCAUAUGUUCUGGGUAACAUGAACAUUAAGUGUCAUCUUGUAUACUUGCCUAAAGAACUUUUUAAUGAGACGCAAACUUUGUCUUAAUCUACAGAUUACAGCAAAAGAGCGCGAGUAGGUCCUAGAGAAAAGCCUGAGCACUAUUCCGGUGCGUGUAGGACUCAUUCAACAUCAGGCUACCUCCGAACAUUUUUGAAAUUCCCUUUACUGGUCUUACGACACAGCCACAUCUCAACCCCUUUGAAAACUGGUUGGUCUCCAGUACCUGAUCUAUCCUUUUUGUCAUUGACC
This is a messenger RNA of Maylandia zebra (zebra mbuna), 2022 nucleotides long. RefSeq lists its product as uncharacterized. Gene Ontology annotation, biological process: axonogenesis; positive regulation of synapse assembly. Gene Ontology annotation, molecular function: protein binding. The record is from RefSeq and is a predicted model, not a curated record. NCBI's taxonomy places the organism in Eukaryota, Metazoa, Chordata, Actinopteri, Cichliformes, Cichlidae.